AUGGAUAAAUAUGAGGAUGAGUUGGCAAGGAAGAGGAUGCAGUCUGAACAUGAGUACCAUAGAGUAAGGAACCAAGAGCUAGCAAAAUUGCAAGAAGAAUCAUCAAUCAGACAGGAGCAAGCUCGACGUGCAACAGAAGAACAAAUUCAAGAACAACGAAGGCAAACUGAGAGGGAAAAGACUGAGAUCGAACGUGAAACAAUCAGAAUAAGGACUAUGGCAGAAGCAGAAGGGAGAGCGCACGAAGCAAAGCUAUCUGAAGAGAUGAACAGGCGAAUACUAAUUGAACGUGCUAAUGGAGAGCAAGAAAAAUGGAUUUCUAUCAUAAAUACUACCUUUGACCAUAUUGGAGUUGGUGGAGUGACUGCUCUGGCAGCGGGCGUCUACACAACAAGGGAAGGCGCACGGGUUAUUUGGGGAUAUGUUGAUAGAAUAUUGGGACAACCAUCAUUGAUCCGAGAGUCCUCCAGAGGGAAAUACACCUGGUCUGGCAUGUUUUCUCAAGCCAAGAGCACCCUUUCUCGACGUAGUGAUCUAGAUUAUGCUUCAAAAAAUGGAAAGGGUUUCGGCGAUGUAAUUUUGCAUCCUUCUCUUAAUAAAAGAAUUGAGCAGCUGGCAUCUGCAACUACGAACACAAAAGCACAUCAGGCUCCAUUCAGAAACAUGCUUUUUUAUGGCCCUCCAGGAACAGGAAAGACAAUGGCUGCCAGAGAGUUGGCUCGUAAAUCCGGAUUGGAUUAUGCAUUGAUGACUGGAGGGGAUGUUGCUCCACUGGGAUCGCAGGCUGUAACAAAGAUAUACCAAUUGUUUGAUUGGGCCAAAAAGUCAAAUAGGGGUUUACUGCUUUUCAUUGAUGAAGCUGAUGCAUUUCUGUGCGAGCGGAACAAGACAUAUAUGAGUGAAGCACAAAGAAGUGCACUAAAUGCCCUUCUCUUCCGCACUGGUGACCAGUCUGAAGACAUAGUCCUUGCCCUUGCGACAAAUCGUCCCGGCGACCUAGAUUCAGCUGUUGCAGACCGUAUUGAUGAGGUCCUAGAAUUUCCCUUACCCGGAGAAGAGGAACCAAACCCACAAAAGAUAGAGAUUAAGGGAUUGACCGAUGAUAUCUUAAAGGAAGCGGCAGCUAAAACUGAUGGAUUUUCCGGAAGGGAAAUAGCAAAACUGAUGGCUAGUGUCCAAGCUGCUGUGUACGGAAGCGAUGACUGUGUGCUUGACCCAAGCUUGUUCUGUGAAGUGGUAGAUUAUAAAGUUGCUGAACAUCAACAGAGAAUAAAAUUGGCAGCUGGUGAUAAAGCUAGUUAG
This is a messenger RNA of Cicer arietinum (chickpea), 1302 nucleotides long. RefSeq lists its product as uncharacterized. Gene Ontology annotation, cellular component: mitochondrion. The record is from RefSeq and is a predicted model, not a curated record. Gene Ontology annotation, biological process: mitochondrion organization. Gene Ontology annotation, molecular function: ATP binding; zinc ion binding; ATP hydrolysis activity. Lineage: Eukaryota; Viridiplantae; Streptophyta; Magnoliopsida; Fabales; Fabaceae.